Molecule: messenger RNA, 2501 nt
Organism: Carya illinoinensis
Lineage: Eukaryota; Viridiplantae; Streptophyta; Magnoliopsida; Fagales; Juglandaceae
Product: disease resistance protein At4g27190-like
Exons: 2
Coding region: 1-2307 (768 amino acids)
Molecular function (GO): protein binding; ADP binding
Source: RefSeq, a predicted model, not a curated record
AUGGGAGAAAUCGGCAAAACUAAUCUGGUGAGAAAUUUGAACAAUGAGCUCGAAAGUAAAUCAAAUCUGCCUUUUCGCUGUGUACUAUGGGUUACGGUGUCCAAAAAUUUGGACAUAAAAAAGAUCCAGUUGAGAAUAGCUUCCAGAUUGGGUUUGAAUCUGGAAGAAAGUUUAGGAGCGGAUGGAAUGGCUAUUCAACUUUAUCAAAGACUAAAGGUGGAAAGUUUUCUUCUCAUUCUCGAUGAUGUUUGGGAGAAAAUUGAUUUGGACAAAUUGGGUGUCCCUCGGCCUAGCGAUCACGAGGGUUGUAAGAUCAUAUUGACAUGUAGAUCUUUUGAUGUAUGCAGGGUCAUGCCGACUGAUUUUGAAUUUAAAAUGAGCGUUUUGAGGGAUGAAGUCGCUUGGCGACUAUUUAGUCGAUAUGCGAGGGAUGUGGUUAGUUUGGAACAUAUCAGACCACUUGCAGAGGCAAUUUGUAGGGAGUGUCAGGGAUUGCCUUUGGCCAUCGUCACCAUGGGAGCAGCUAUGAGAGGAAAGACGAAGCCUGAGUUGUGGAACCAUGCUUUGAAUCAAUUGCGAAGAUCGGUGCCUUGUGCAGCAGGCAUUGAGGAGUUGCUAUAUAACCCUUUGAAGUGGAGUUACGACUCAUUAGAAGGUAAAGACUUGAAAAAUUGUUUCCUUUACUGCUCUUUGUUUCCUGAGGACUUCUCAAUUGAUAUAAGUGAACUGGUAUGGUGUUGGCUAGCGGAAGGUUUAAUAGAUGAACGAGAAAACUAUGAGGACUUCUUUAGUCGAGGAAUUACUUUGAUUGAAAAUCUUAAGGACUCCUGUUUGUUGGAAGACGGUUCCUGGGAGGGUACUGUGAAGAUGCAUGACGUUGUUCGUGAUGUUAGCAUAUGGAUUGCGUCAUCCUGCAGCGAGGAUGGAAGUAAAUCCCUAGUUCGUUCAGGAAAUGGGUUGAAAGAGAUUUCAGCUACUGAGCUAUCAAAUUCACUCAAAAGAGUUUCUUUCAUGAAUAACGAUUUAGAAAGACUACCUAAUGACUCUGUGAUACAAUGUUCAAAGGCAUCAACUUUGCUACUACAAGAUAAUCCUGGCCUUGACCGAGUUCCUGUGAGAUUUUUGGAAGGAUUUGGAGCACUGAGACUCUUGAUGAAUAUCAGUGGGACCCGCAUCAAGUCAUUGCCUGAUUCUCUUCUUCAACUAGAUGACCUCCAUGCUCUUCUUUUGAGUAACUGCAAGGAUCUCGAAGAAUUGCCCCCAUUGGAAAGGCUCAAUAAACUUCAAGUGCUUGAUCUCUCUAGGACUGGUAUCAGAGAAUUGCCAAGAGGGUUAGAGCAACUCAGCAACUUAAGGCAUCUAAACUUAGGCGAGACUCACCAACUGAAAGUGGUUCAAGCUGGAGUCAUAUCCAAGUUGUCCAAUUUAGAAGUUCUGGACCUGUCAGACAAUGGCUACAUUUGGAAAGUGAAGGGAGCGGUAAAAGAGGAGGAAGCAUGUUUUGAAGAGCUCCAAUGCCUUGAGCGAUUACAUGUUUUAUCCAUCAGAUUGAUUCCGCGUUACACUCCCCAUGAUACAAUUAUUUCUUGGAUAAAUAGAUUAAAAGCAUUCAUAAUUGUUAUCGGAUGGGAGUGUAUUCCGUAUUCUCUUCCAGCACUUCAGGAUUAUCGGUCAGGUGCCCAAAGAUGCGUGGUUAUCGGUCGGAUUGAUCUCUUGGGAGUACAGAGCGGGUGGUGGUGGAGUAGUGCGAGUGAUCUAUGUUUAAGAAGUUGUCAAGGACUUAAUGGAAUGCUACAAGACUUGGUCAUUAACAGUGUUGGUAGAAGCUUUAUAUAUUUAAAAAAGCUUGAGAUUAGUUACUCUGACAGCAGUUUUCAGACUAGAGGACGUGCAUCACAGUAUGACCUACUACCCAAUUUGGAGGAACUUAGUCUGAUACGCAUGACAGGCGUUGAAAGCAUUUCAGAACUAGUCAACCAUCUCGGGCUGAGAUUUCAGAGACUGAAAACAAUACUGGUGAUUGCCUGUUCGAAGAUGAAAUAUCUUCUCUCCCUUGGUAACUCCAAUAUUCGCACAAUGCCAAACCUAGAAGCAAUACAGGUACGCUGUUGUUCCAAGUUAGAAGAGCUCUUCAAUUAUCUUCCAUUGCAGAAUAUGGCUCCAGAUCCUAUUACCCCAAAACUACAAAAAUUGGAAUUGAGGAACCUUCCCAAAUUAAGGAAUCUUUGUAGUGACGAAAAGACCUGGCCGGAUAUAGACCAGGUUGAGGUGAUCAACUGCAAUCUUCUGGGCAUUGAGCAAAAAUAAGAUGGAAUUAAAUAAGUUGGAGGAACGCAUUGGAGCAGCAUGCAGGCGGAACUAAAUAAUAUUUGAUGUAUUUUGGGAGUGCCAUUUGAUGUAAUGACCAUCAGCUUUCUUAUGUACAUUAACUUUUGUUUUUAAAGUUAGGAGAGAUGGGAAUGCACCUCAACAUAUAGACAUUAUAGAUCUUAAAUAAAUAA